AUGCCAAUAACACAGCAAUUCGAUAUAUACCAUGAACGUGUCAGAGACGCCAUCCUUCAUUGUAUUGACGCGUCCCGCUCUUCUUCUAUCACAACAAAUACAGCCACGAAAGUUUCAUCAGAUAUAAACCUCGCAGACCUCGAAAAUCUAGUGCGAUCCAACAUUGGCCCACUUGCUAGCAACGAGAACGUUUUAAACAUCAAUCUAAUGGACGAAAGACCUGACUGGCGCAAGAGUGCAGCAGAACUUGCUUUUCGUAAAAUACUUUUGGAUCUUGUGCAACGAGAGCCCGAAACAGCACCCGAUCAUUUCACACAUUUAUUCAAUGUGCUCGAUGUCGUACUUGCCACAGUUGAACUGGGUUACUUGGAACCUGUUGUGCCGCUCACUUUAAUCGAAGAAUUACUGGACGUACACACGAUCGACGGAUGCGAAAAACUGUUCGAUUACAUUGAAAAACGAAAAGCACGACUCACGGUGAACAUGAUCCCUGGUCGCGGUAAAGGUCUUGUCUUGCUUCGCAUGUGCAACGAAAUGCUCCGUCGUCUCUCCAAAGAAAAGAAUACCGUUUUUUGUGGUCGUAUCCUGAUGUUCCUUGCCAACUCAUUCCCACUGGGCGAGCGCUCAGGUGUCAAUUUACGAGGCGAUUUCAAUACGGAACCUGUACAAUUUGACAAGGACGAAGACGUUGACAAUGAUCCAAGCUUGACAGAGGAACAAAAGACAUUCUACAAGUUGUUCUGGUCGACCCGGAAAUACUUUUCCAACCCACCGACAAUAUUCCAGAGUAACGGCUUCGACGAGUUGCGAAAGGGUGGUGAUGCGAUUUUGGACCGAUUCAAACAAAUCUCGAGCAACGAACAAGCAGUUUCGGGCGACUCCUCAGGCGGCGUCGCUCCCUCUGACCGGGCUGGCAGCAAGCGAAAGCGAAGUGAGGACAUGGACAUUGACGAUACAGAGGACAAAAAUACCAGAGUACAACAGAUGCUGGACGACAUCAAUCGGCAAUAUCAAUUCCCUCGGUUACUGAGUAGUCGAAAACUGUUGGAACUCGAGAUCGAAGAUACUCGAUUUAGACGGAACGUCAUUGUCCAAUUUUUGAUUCUCUUCCAAUACCUCCACGGUUUCACUCAGGCUGAAAAAGAAGAUACACAAAAGCUAUUGAACUCGCGUGGUGCGACAAAACAAUCUUUAGUACAGCCUAAUUUUACCUUGGAAGGAAAAGAGCUACAAUGGGUUCAGGAAACAGAGAAAAGCAUGCUCGACUUGCUUAAACAAACAAAGCCACAUGGUGAACUAUAUACCGAUAUUGUUGAAACUGUAUUACGACACGAACGAAACUGGAUCAUCUGGAAAGCGUCAGGCUGUCCAGCUUUCGAAAAACCGCCUAUUACUCGUCCUGACGAUAUUGAACAAACACGACAAGUAAAACGAAACCGACUCAGAGAUGCAUACUUGAGAAGAUAUCGCUACUUGUAUGGAAGUCCUGAAAUCACCAAAAUGUAUAGUCAGGAACCGUCGCCACUCACUGGGAUCAUGCAAUCAAGGCCGGCACUCCCUGAACCAACUGAAGUCAUUGAUGCAGCACUAGCCAAGGUAGAGCAACAGGAACAUGACUUAUCCGUUAUUGAACGGUUCGACAUUGCCAACGGCGCGCUCUUCCAAGCCACCCGCCUGCUUUUCAGAUCCCAUGCUGUGCUUAUUCCCAAAGUAUACAAUAUCAAAAAAGAGGUGUACAAGGCACUCAAGGAGGCGAAGAAGGAGGGUGACGCUAAUGGAGAAACAACAACAACAACAACAACAGCCGAAAGACCAUCAGCAGCAGCAGCAGCAGCAGCAAUAAAGACAUCUGUCAGCGUGGAUCAGAAGGACGAACGCCAUUUGGAAGCAGAGAUCACUGUACUUAGGAAAACACGUGGACUGAUCGUCAACGCAACCUUAGCUGCUGCCGCUGCUCCUCCUGCUGCUGGCACUCCUACUACUCCUUCCAUUACCGUCACUACUACAACUCCAGCCACGAAUGGUGCAGCUACGCCCACGACUGGUUAA
Zychaea mexicana is the source of this 2049-nucleotide messenger RNA. RefSeq names its product THO complex subunit 1 transcription elongation factor-domain-containing protein. The transcript is spliced from 11 exons. The coding region runs from base 1 to 2049 and encodes 682 amino acids. NCBI's taxonomy places the organism in Eukaryota, Fungi, Mucoromycota, Mucoromycetes, Mucorales, Lichtheimiaceae. Gene Ontology annotation, biological process: regulation of DNA-templated transcription elongation; mRNA export from nucleus. Gene Ontology annotation, cellular component: THO complex part of transcription export complex. The record is from RefSeq and is a predicted model, not a curated record.